CGCCGUGCUGUGAGCCGGGGCGGGGGGUCGGUGAGGCGGGCAGGGACCCGCGCUGGGGUCGGGGCCACCUGAGUUCCCCCCGAGUUCCCCCGCCCUGGGCCGGGGGCGCCCCUUCUCGCUCUUUGUGUCCGCGCCCGGCCCUGCGGGUUCCGAGCGGUGCUGAGCGCCCCGCAGGCCUCCCGUGGGCCCCGUGGGUGACUCGGGGCUCCCCCGGCCCGUUCCGCCUCGCCCGGAGCUCGGCCCCGUCUCCCGGCGGUUUGCAGCCGCCUUACCGUGCUGCAGUCACAAGGCGAUACCUCACAGAUCGUCGGCGCCUGCUCGGGAUGGGCGCUGGGCUCCUCUCGGCUGGAGAGGCUCGUUCCUGCCCGCCCAGUGCGAGGAGUUCGGGGAAGAGUGAGAAGGAAGACUUGCCAGUCAAGAUCCAAAACCAGUGUGACCUUCGCCUUUGUAAUAAGGUGACUCAGAAACUGUGCGUAGAGGACUCCUAGCCAGAGCUGCUUGCUGCAGGAGUUUGAAGAUGCAUCAAGACUGAUAGUGAGGACAGAAAAAUUUCCUGAAGAAGAGGACAGCCUGAACUAUUGGCCAUGUCUAUCACAGAUCACAGCCCCACCACCGGAGUGGUGACUGUCAUCGUUAUCCUGAUUGCUAUCGCGGCUCUGGGAGCCCUGAUUCUGGGCUGCUGGUGCUACCUGAGGCUGCAGAAACUCAGCCAGUCUGAGGAUGAGGAAAGCAUUGUGGGUGAGGGAGAAACCAAAGAGCCCUUUCUGCUGGUGCAGUACUCUGCUAAAGGACCCUGUGUGGAGAGGAAAGCUAAGCUAACUCCAAAUGGCCCAGAAGUACACAGCUAACUCAGAGCAUCACCUGCAGAUGGGCUAUGCUCAUGACAUGUAACCAGCAGAAGCAUCUCAAUACUGUGAAGAACCUGGUCAUGUGCACACUACUCAUCAGAAACACCCUGAUGAGAAUUAAAAUAAGCUUUGUUUGCAACUGCAUGCACUGACAAGUUGCACUUUGCAUCAGCUGUGUAUCCUAAUUCCUCUAUGGGAGGAGCUGACUUGCCUAGUGUAAUGCCCAUUGCCGGCAAUGGGCACAGGGAUACACUGCUGUGAUGAGACUGCUACUGUUUUUUGUUACUUGAAUGUUUAGCUGAGCCUAUUUUGAUGGAGCUACUAUUGUAAUGUGAACUACUUUACAACUGUAAACUGUAAAUAGGCUGCCAGAAACUUCCUGCUUUGUGUUCUGUAGCAUAUGGGAUUAUGAUGCAACUGUAUGUAAUACACAGGGACUCCUGAACCACUACCAUGGAUGGGACUCCAGACCUUCAAAACCAGAUCUGCAGUUAAAGCUUGCUUCUGCUGCUAGAUUGAGUGUGCAGCCUGAACUCCUCCUUUGAACAGUUUAUUGGACUGAUGCAUUAGUACUUCAUUUAAAAAGAAGGGAUAAGCCUUCAGUAAUAUGCUGAAGGAGGAAACAGAGGAGCAAAAAAGGAAAAGUUGCUUUAGCUGCAGCUAUGUUGGUUAAGCUUUUGGCUGCUAGAACUGAGUUCUCUAGGCAGCUACUGCAAGGAAACUGCCAUUCUGAUGGGUUCCAGCCUGGGAACUUAUGAUGGAUACUGAACCCUCAGGGAAAGUCCAGAUGGUUUCCAGGUGUUUGAAAUGGCAGUAGAGCAGGCUUCUGUCUUCCACAGGUCUGUGUGCUGAAACUGCAUAAGUGGUUACUUAGCAAAACUGGCUAAAGUGCAGUUAGUAUAAAUUCUUCCUAGACCCUGGUUUGUGUGCUUAGGGUGUAUGUGAACAGCCUGUUACAAAAAGGCAUUUGGUAAUACAUACAGCCAGACAACUCUAGCAUUCAGUUAAUGUAUCUUGUAUAUAACUUUUGAUGGAACUGUACUACAACAGGAGAAGUUUCAGUCUUUUCUACUGUUGACAGGGCCAAGGGUUAUUGCUGGUCAGUUUGUAGAAGUUUUUAGCUAGCAAUGGCCAAGUCCUUGCAGAUAACACAUUUCCUGCUCUGUGCUGGAGUUCAGCUAUAGGAACUGUAAAUAGGUGUUAAAUGGGGAGUUCUGGACUGUAAAAGUUUGGGGAGAGGAGAAGGAACAACACUGAGCAGCCAAUGGCAGCUUACGUGUUCUGAAAUUCUUCGUGUAGGCACACAUGCUUAGAGGUCACUGGCCUGUUUUCUAUUACUUUAUAGAUGGCCUCCUUUGCAUACUGAUGUUUUUAAACACUUAAUUGCCUAGCCUUAAUUCAGCUCCAGAGGAAGCAUUAGACUUGCUUCUUGUACAUAUGGAAUAACUUAAGGCCUAGCAAGCUUGCUUGAGAAUUUUAACUAUAUGCAAGACAAGAAUGGCCUAGCCAAAAAGUUCAAAAGUCCCCUUCUUCUACACUAAGAUGUUGAAUUGCUUUGUUAGUGCUACAUUUGCCUUUUUAAAAUUGAAAGCUGUAAUUUGUAGUAAAAAAAUGCUGUCAGUAGUAAAAUGCUCCUGUUGUUGCCUCUUGAGUAUAACAUACGGGGUACAGCUGAUAAUGUUCUCAUCCUGAGACAUGCUUUUUAAAAUACUGCUCUCAAGAGACCUGUGUGGAUAGUCAGACCAGUGCACUUAAAUAGCUGUAUUUGAGACCUCUUAAAAGCAAAGAAAAAAGGAUUAAUUCAGUAAGACUUCCUCUAGUUUUCAGUAGAGAACAGUUCACACAUGGCUCUUGUCGUUUCCAGACAAUCAGAAUACCAGUAUACAAAAGUGAUACAAAGUGCUGAAGGUGAAGAACAGAACAGUUGUAGCAAGAUGACUUUGUCCAUUCAAGUUUACUGAUUACACAGAUGAAGUAUCUAUUUUAAUUCAGUAAAGAGAAUGCAGUGUAAAGGGCAAAUUUCAGAAAUUAUGGAAGAGUAUAAAUCAAAGGUCUGAUUUCCCUUCUAGCAGCUGUAAGAGAAAGCCAGUGAAAACUAACUGGUCCUUGGUCACAGGUGCUGCACACUGCUGCCCCUACAAACCAGUAUCUUUCAUUUAAAUGGAUAGGUGUUUGCAAGUUAGUGCAAUAGUAAAGUGCAGAAGUGUUUUCCAUUCUCCUCUUAAGAUGGGGGUAUCUAAUAAGUUGUUCAAGUAUACAAAAAUAUUGCGUUUGAUUUUUCUUUUUCUAGAUCAUGUGGGGGGAAGUCUUUAUUUACAAUAAAUGUCAAUAAAAUUUGCAUAAAUACCUACCCAA
This is a messenger RNA of Motacilla alba alba, 3203 nucleotides long. It is a transcript of the gene SNN, whose product is annotated as stannin. Bases 585 to 848 code for a protein of 87 amino acids. The transcript has 3 exons. The record is from RefSeq and is a predicted model, not a curated record. Lineage: Eukaryota; Metazoa; Chordata; Aves; Passeriformes; Motacillidae. Gene Ontology annotation, cellular component: mitochondrial outer membrane.